Messenger RNA from Marchantia polymorpha subsp. ruderalis, 3568 nucleotides. The record is from the annotation of a GenBank genome assembly. Lineage: Eukaryota; Viridiplantae; Streptophyta; Marchantiopsida; Marchantiales; Marchantiaceae.
AAGCAUGAUUUGACGUGAGCUGAGAUCUCCUGCUGAUUGUGAAGUGCUGUGUUUCUUUUGUCUGGGUGGUGGCGGUGUUAAUGAGGUCAUGUUUGCAGUCAGCAUGGGGGAUAAUUAAUCACCUUACGUCGCAGUAGAUGCCCUUGUACCUGGUUGAGAGCAAGAUCGAAUUUUUUCAUGCCCUUUAGAUUUGUCGUAGAAUUUGGAUCGAUGGAUAAGGUCUGUAACGGAAAGGCAGAAUGUGCUCAGAGAAUAUAGAUCAUUCCGACAUCUGUUCUCCCAUGGUGUGAUGGUUGUAGAAGUUGAAAAUUACUUUUCGCGCUCGUCUGAUUUAUGUCUCUUACUGGAGCUUUUCUGCUCUUUGUUUGGAUUUAAUUGUAGCUGCGAGCUCUGCUUUCCAAUUGUUUUCUUGGAUCUCAUCACAACAUUAUCGUUGCCAAUCAGAUCUGCAUCAACCUUUGAAACACUGACCAGUCCUGCUGUUCUCCUUUCUCUUCCAUUUACUGUUUCUUUGCCGGCCAAUUCUGUAACGCUGUCGAACUUUUUUAGAUAUGGGCAUCUCUGAAAUGAACCUGUUUGUUCAGUCCAAACUCAAGCGGAAGAUAUCUGAUUACUGCACUGUGAAGAGAAAAGAAGUUUUGAUUUGAACUCCUAGUGUUUACAUGUGUUGUUUAAGGCUGACAUUUUAAGUGCUGAUGCAGCGCAAUCUUCUGGUCACUCGACUAAAGGAACCGACUUUUGACUGCUCUUAGUUGAAAUGUCAAACAAAUUGAGAGUCCAGGAGCUGAGAGAUGAGCUAGCGAAGCGGGGACUGGACACCACUGGCCUAAAGCCUGCUCUGGUAGCUAGGCUUGAUGCGGCGAUUGAAGCGGAUGACAAAGACGACAAGCAAGACACAGAUGACAUUGCAUCUGAUAACGGGAAAUCUUCUAAUGAUGAUGAGAAAUCGACAAACGCUGACAAGAAUGACAAGAAAGCAUCUGGAAAGAAGACUCAUGCUCGAGAUGACGACGAUGAUCAAGCAGCACCUCCCAAGCGAGUAAAGCUUGAAGAUGUUAACGCCAUGUUGGUAACCGAACUCAAAGACACCUUAGCUGAUAUGGGCUGCUCCACUGCAGGAGCAAAAGCAGCUCUGAAGAAGAGACUGAUAGCUGCUCUGAAAGCUCAGGAGAAAAAAGCUAAGGGAGUUGCCACAGAUGGAAAUGAUGGUGAAGACAAUGACAAAAAAUUAGUCACAGCUACCAAAAAAGGACGUGCUAUUUUGGAUCCAAACUUACCCGAGACUGUUAAGAACUCUUUUCAUGUUAUUGAGGAUGGUGAGGAUGUUUAUGAUGCGAUGCUGAACCAGACGAAUGUUGGUGGCAACAACAACAAGUACUACGUGAUUCAAGCAUUGGAGAGAGAUGCAGGUGGCCAGUUUUACAUCUUCACCAGGUGGGGAAGAGUUGGUGCAAAGGGACAGAGCAAGCUCUCCUCUUGUUCGACCCGUUUCGAAGCAAUACGUGCUUUCGAAUCUGCUUUCCAUGACAAGACGAAAAAUGAUUGGGAUAAGCGCAAAAAGUUUGAAGCGUACCCGGGGAAAUACACAUGGUUGGAAAUGGAUUAUGAAGAGACCAAUGAUAAGAAUGACGCUGCUAAGGAGAAUGACGUAGACAAAAAACCACGUGGCCCUAGCAAGCUCAAACCUGAAGUUGAGAAGCUAAUUCAGCUCAUUUGCAAUAUCAACAUGAUGAAGCAACAGAUGAUGGAAAUUGGGUAUGACGCGAAGAAGAUGCCUCUUGGAAAAUUGAGCAAGUCCACAAUUCUUAGAGGCUAUGAAGUUUUGAAGAGGAUCGCAGCGGCAUUGGACAGCAAGGCAACUGGCAGUGUACUUGCCCAGCUUAGCAGUGAAUUUUAUACUACAAUACCUCAUGAUUUCGGAUUCAAAAACAUGAGUCAAUUUGUCAUCAGUGAUCCCCAAGUCUUGAAAAAGAAACUGGAAAUGGUCGAAGCACUCGGAGAAAUUGAGCUGGCCUCCAAGAUCCUUAAUACUGCAGAUGAUGAGGAUGAUCCUGCAUACGGUCAUUAUGAAAAGCUUAAGUGCAAGAUCGAACCGAUGCCUAUGGAUAGUCCUGAUGCUGCAUGGAUUAAAGAAUAUGUGAGCAACACUCACGCUGAGACACAUGGCGCUUACAGUCUACAAGUGGAGCAGAUAUACGACCUUGAAAGAGAAAACGAAGAUAGCCGAUUCAAGCCAUUUGCAGACGAAAAGAACCGUAUGCUUCUAUGGCAUGGAUCAAGACUGUGUAACUGGACUGGUAUUCUUUCACAAGGUCUGAGGAUUGCACCUCCAGAGGCUCCAGUGACUGGCUAUAUGUUUGGUAAAGGUGUAUACUUCGCAGAUAUGGUUUCAAAGAGUGCUAAUUACUGUUAUACAUCCCCAACCGAAAAUACGGGAAUUCUCCUGUUGUGUGAGGUCGCACUAGGAGAUAUGCGAGAGCUCACCACAUCUGACUAUAAUGCUGACAAGCUACCACCUGGGUUGCUUAGCACGAAAGGUGUAGGGAACACCGCCCCUGAUCCGAAGCAGUUCAAGACUCUAGAUAAUGGUGUUGUUGUGCCCAUGGGGAAGCCUAAGAAGGGAGUAGGAAAAGGCGGGUAUCUUCUCUACAAUGAGUUUAUUGUAUACAACACCGCACAGAUUCGGAUGAAGUACCUUCUGUUGACGAAAUUUGUAUAUAAGAACAGGUGACAAUUGGACGACAUUUACUUCCAAUGUUUCCACUGUUAUCUUGCUCCUUUGGACGUAAAACAUUCCUUUCGAUGUUGACAGAAAGAGGUGCUGAACUCCAACGACCUCAAGAUUGGGCUUGUCAAGAGACAGACUUAAUGAACUUCUCCUGGCUAGAAACGUGCUGCAUCUUUCUCUGUAGCAGGACCUGGGUUUUGAGGAAUGAUUGGAAAAGCUUGUGGUGUUCGUUGUGCUUGGAGUCCACAAUUAAGCGCAGAACUCUCAGUUCUGUGGUCAGUGACAGUUUUGACGACGCAACGGCGUUGCAUUGCGGAUCGAAGGGUGUUUACAGCAGCCGAUCACCUGAAAUGUGGACAUUUCCAUUUGAACUGCCUGAUAAUCUAAAUCCCGGGUGGUCGGUCAGAACCGCAUGCAAGGAUUGUAGCCAGGGGAGGUUCAACACAUGUUCGUACAAAGUAAGGGUGUCAGUUUACCCUUACAAAAAUGGUUCUGUAGAAAUUUUUCAUGCCUAGAGCCGUUGCUGCAGAUUUUAUAAGGUGGCACCUCUGUAUGUCUGCUACAUUGACCUCACUUUACGGGGAACGAGGUCCUGUACUAUCUCACAAAACCUAUUAGCCCCAUCUAUGAUCUAUCUAGGUUUUUGCGAAUCUCCUCAUCCGUCUUUCUUUUCAGGAGCAGUCGCCAAGAUAGCUGAAUUAGGUCUCAUAAAAGUCACUGUUAGUUCAAGCACUAGGAAACUUUGUAAGUGUAACGAAAACGUGACGCUGUUUUCAUGUGAAUGUGCUAAUACAAUGAGUUGUGUGUGGCCUUCGUACGGGAGGUUACAUUGUGUUUGGC